AGCCUAGGGUAUUCUCUCUAAUUCCGCUGCACCCUACGCUCUGCUUUUCCGCCCACAUCUUCUUCUUCUUCCUCUAUUUUUUCUUUUCUCUUCUCACCGGCAGUUUCUAUGGGGGAGUCUAAAUCGUCCUUCCAUCCGGCUCUUGCUGUUUCUAAUAUCAAGAACAAUAUUCCCAUCACUCUUGAGAUGGAAAAUGUUCAAUAUUCUACGUGGGCGGAAUUAUUCAAGGUUCACGCAAAAUCAAACAAGGUUCUUCACCAUAUCAUUCCUUCGGCCAAGGGCAAGGAGCAACCUCCUCCAUCUACGGAUGCGGAAACGGAAUUGUGGGCAACCUUGGAUGCCACGGUUCUUUCGUGGAUUUAUUCUACUAUUUCUCGUGAUUUGUUGAACACCAUUAUUGAGCCCGACUCUACGGCUAUGGAAGCUUGGGAUAGGUUGCGUGACAUAUUCCAAGAUAAUGAACAUUCUCGUGCCGUGGCUUUGGAACAAGAAUUCUCCACCACUUCUAUGGAGGAUUUCCCAAAUGUUUCAUCUUAUUGUCAACGUCUCAAAUCCCUUGCGGAUCAAUUGAAGAAUGUUGGGGCUCCGGUGUCCGAUAGUAGAAUGGUUUUACAAUUGGUUGGAGGUCUUACUCGGCCGUACCGAGGUGUGGGUACGUUGAUUCGCCAAAGUAAUCCUCUGCCUCCUUUUUACAAGGCUCGAUCCAUGCUCACUUUAGAAGAAGCUGGGUUAGCAAAAGAAGCAGCCACUGAGUCUGCUAUGGUGGCCUCGAGUGAUGGUGGUCCAAACCAUGGAGAUAAACAGGGUCACAACAAAGGCAAGAAUAAUUCUGGCCGGCGCAACAACAACGGUGGCCGGAAAAAUUCGGGUACAGGUGGUGGCAAGAACUCCGCCGGCAACAAGGGUGGUGGCCGGGACCAGCAGUCCGGCGGCCACGGUGGACCGCAGCACCAGUCACAGUGGCAGCAACAGCAGCCUGCGGGAUCAGCUCCAUGGGGCUGGUACAAUCACGGCUGGCCCAUCCCUCCUUGCCCCUACCCAACGCAAGGAUGGGCCAGGCCUCCUGCUCCACAGCAGCCUCGUCAGGCCGGUUUACUUGGGCCCAGACCUCAGCAGGCCUAUUUCCAGCAAGCAGGGGCGUCCAAUCCACAGCAGGGGCAGUUCGGUUCUUACACACCUACGGAUAUCGAGGCAGCUAUGCACACGAUGUCGCUUCAAAUGCCCGACCCAUCGUGGUACAUGGAUACCGGUGCUACCUCUCAUAUGACGUCUUCUACUGGAAUUUCGGACGGGGAGGCCAAUCAUGAGAUGUGAUAGUCAUGGUGAUCUUUAUCCAUUUUCACCUUCUUACAACAAUCAACCUUCCUCGUUUGCUGCUAUUUCACCUCAAAUAUGGCAUGACCGCUUGGGUCAUCCGGGGGCACCUAUUUUAGAUUUGCUUAGGAAAAAUAAAGGCAUUGAUUGUAAAAAAACACUCUAGUUCAAGUAUUUGUAGCUCUUGUGUUUUUGGGAAACAAACUAAGUUGCCAUUUAUUUCUUCCUCUUCUAGCACUACUAUGCCAUUUGAUAUAUUACAUAGUGAUCUUUGGACAUCUCCUGUUUUGAGUUCUGCGGGACAUCGAUAUUAUGUUUUGUUUCUUGAUGAUUUUUCAAAGUAUUUAUGGACUUUUCCAUUGGGUAGAAAAUCUGAUGUUUAUG
Molecule: messenger RNA, 1698 nt
Organism: Solanum stenotomum
Lineage: Eukaryota; Viridiplantae; Streptophyta; Magnoliopsida; Solanales; Solanaceae
Exons: 2
Coding region: 109-1314 (401 amino acids)
Source: RefSeq, a predicted model, not a curated record